GGCGCACGUUUCUCAUCUCCCAUAGCAAAACAUCACGCAACCUCGAAAUCCCUUCGUCAUAGGAUCACGGCAGCAGAACGAAACGGCGAAUUCGACGACGGAACCCAAAAAAGAAAAAAAGAAAGAGAUGGUGGCGAUAUCCAUGUACAGAGGCAACCUUCACAAAGUUCCCGACGUUCCUCGCCGGUGGACUAUGCCGGAUCGCAAUCUCUCUUUUAAAGACUUCAAAUCUCUCCUUCACCGCCGCAAACGAGCUCUUUCUCGUCUCUCCCCUAAUUCUAACCCUAACCCUAACCCGAGCCAUAACGUCAAGUCUGAGCUGGCUACGGAUCGGAAGGAUGCGAUUCCAUCUGAACGGCCCGGUUCGUCCGGGAAACAGAAGCUUGUUGAGGUGAAGAGAGAGGAGGUUAAUGGGAAUCAGGUUAGGGAAGAGGAUAAUGUCAGAAUUGAAGGAGCUCGAGCAGGAGGAUCGGACGGUGGAGAUCGAGUGACGGAAUUGCUAUCGAAUAAUGAAACCGAUAAUGUACCACACGAGGAAGCCGCGAACGAUAAGGCGGAGGCAAAGGAAACAGCUGAAGAAGUAGUACCAAGCGAAAUAGAGAAAGAAGAGAAACAAGUUGAGGAGAGAUUACAAGUGUUGAAUGCAAAGAAACACAAUCUCGUCCAAGUUCUUAAGCUGAUUCUGAGUGCUGAGGAAGAAUUGAAAAGGCGCAGCAGCAUCACGCAACAGCCAGGAACAACAGCGUCUCGUCCUUCUCUUCCACUCCAUGUAGAUGUCUCUAAUGACUCUGGAGGUAAUGCUGGUGCUCACAUGGAAGGUGGAGAGACGAAUGAUGCAGGGAAUCAUAAUAAUGCUCAAACUCCCAGUGUUCUUCGACUAUGCGGUGCUUCUUCAUCAUCUGAAUCUCCGCUCAGAAGAGCAGCCGCUUUUUCACAACACAAUAUGGCUCCGCAUCCUUCUCGAUGGAGCCCACGGGUGGGUCCAACUCAACCGGGGAAUCCAAGUGCUGCUGCAGGAGGAGGCACUGUGUCUGCGUCAGGAACAAACUACAUAGCUUCAUCACCUUCACCAGCUGGUUCUGGUGGCACUUCUGUUUUCAGAGAAACACGGCUACAGAGUCCAGGGAAUUAGCAGCUUCUCCUCUUUAUCGCUGCACUAACGUCUUCCUUUUUGUAGCUGUUAAGGGAAAACUAAUGUGAGAUGAUCAGAAACGUGUUCAUAGCGAUUGUUCUAUAAGUAUGAUGUUUACACUGAAGAUUGUUUGGUCCGACUGUAACAAAAUGUAAUUUAAUUUGAAACAAAAUAUGCUUAUUCCAUUUAUCUGUAGUGACACAUUCAGUUUCCGAAUCUGAAAUCUAAUAAAUAUUUAUAUGCUUAUUCCAUUUAUCUGUAUUCUAAUCCUAUAAUUUAUAGUUGGGCGAGGUUAAAUUAAUUUGGAACAAAAUAAGUAUGAAACAAAUUUGAAUAAAUGCCUUUCGAAAUGACAAAAUCCAAAGCACUCCGAGUAAACCGGACAUGAAAACCGAAGGGAAGAUAUUCAAUUUUGAUCGGUCACCGUCACACACAUAAAUAUCCCGGUUCAAUAAGUGGUUCGGAGUUGUGAAAAGAAGAGAAAACUGGACUUUGUUACCCGACGCCGCCGAGACUCGAGAGAUGGGGAUAGUAACGAAAGCAGGAGAUUGGUCGUUCAAGGCCUUCACGGCGGGGCUAGGGCUCGCCACCAUCUACCUUACCACCACUUUCUCCGUCAACGUCUACCGUGGCCUUUCUUGGCACAACGCUCAAUCUAAAUUGGAGAUGGAGCAAUCUGAAGAACAACCGGAAUGAUCUGAAUUAUAUUUGCUAAUCUAUCUCUCUCACGCAAGCAGAUGCUUUCUUUCUGCGAACGUUGUUUCGUUGCAUACACUUAUAUAUCAUUGUUUCGAUACUAUGAGCAAUUAAAUAAAUGAAAUAUUUGUGUUUGAUAAAUUCA
This is a messenger RNA of Brassica napus (rape), 1973 nucleotides long. RefSeq lists its product as uncharacterized. The transcript has 5 exons. Bases 128 to 1132 code for a protein of 334 amino acids. Lineage: Eukaryota; Viridiplantae; Streptophyta; Magnoliopsida; Brassicales; Brassicaceae. The record is from RefSeq and is a predicted model, not a curated record. Gene Ontology annotation, cellular component: chloroplast.